Gopherus flavomarginatus (Mexican gopher tortoise) is the source of this 942-nucleotide messenger RNA. RefSeq names its product olfactory receptor 11A1-like. The record is from RefSeq and is a predicted model, not a curated record. Gene Ontology annotation, biological process: G protein-coupled receptor signaling pathway. The coding region runs from base 1 to 942 and encodes 313 amino acids. Gene Ontology annotation, molecular function: olfactory receptor activity; G protein-coupled receptor activity. The transcript has a single exon. Lineage: Eukaryota; Metazoa; Chordata; Testudines; Testudinidae. Gene Ontology annotation, cellular component: membrane.
AUGACGAACCCAGAAAAGGGAAAUCAAACGUCCGUCGCAGAAUUCAACAUCCUGGGAUUUGGGACUCUGCAAAUCCUUAUUUUCCUGCUGUUUCUCUUGAUCUACAUUACAACCAUGGCUGGGAACAUCCUCAUCAUAGUGCUAGUUGUAACUGAUCAGCACCUUCACACCCCCAUGUACUUCUUCCUGGGGAACUUGUCCUGCUUGGAGACCUGCUACACCUCCACCAUCCUGCCCAGCGUUCUGGCCAGUCUCCUGGCUGAGAACAGAACCAUUUCAUUUAGUGGGUGUCUCACACAAUAUUUUUGUUUUGGUUCUAUGAUUGCCACGGAAUGCCUUCCCUUAUCAGUGAUGUCUUAUGAUCGGUAUUUAGCGAUAUGCAAUCCAAUGCACUAUGCAACCCGUAUGAAUGGCAGGUUAUACUUCCAGCUUGCAGGUGGCUCUUGGACAGGUGGCUUUCUGUGUAGUGGCAUAAUAAUCUUGUCUAUAUCUCAGUUAACUUUCUGUGGCUCCAAAGAUAUUGACCAUUUCUUUUGCGAUCUUAUCCCUCUGGUAAAUCUCUCCUGCAAUGAUCCUCAGCUGAUGGAAAUGUUGGCUUUAACACUAUGCUUGAUUUUCUUAGUGGUCCCAUUCCUACUUACCUUGAUGUCCUACAUCUGCAUCAUCGUGACCAUCCUAAGAAUCCCUUCCACCACUGGGAGGCAAAAGACCUUUUCCACCUGCUCCUCCCACCUCAUUGUAGUGUCCAUUUUUUAUGGAACUCUACUGAUUGCCUAUAUGUUCCCAACGACCAACACACUGAGAAACUUCAAGAAAGUUCUCUCUGUCAUCUACACUGUCCUGACUCCUCUGGUCAAUCCCCUCAUCUACAGCCUGAGAAACAAAGAGAUCAAGGAGGCUCUGAGGAAAGUUAGCAGGAAAAUCAUGUUUGGACAAUGCUAA